AUGCGCCGGUACGGCGCGUCUCUCGUACGGCCGGUGGCUGAAGCCAUGGAGGCCACACGCGCCCAUGGCGCUGUGGCCCUGGAGAGAGGCGCAGAAGCUGCAAGCGAGGCGCGCCGCCAAGGCAACGCAGCUCUGCGAUCCAGCGCGGAGACAGCAGAGGCACUUCGAAAAGCCGGUGUCCAAGCAGCGCAGACAAGCGCCGAGAUGAUCCAGCAGGGAACAGAGGUGGCACGUGCAAAUUGGCAACACGGUGCGGAGGCUUGUCAGCGUGGGAUGCACGAGGCUUCAGCGGCAUGGAGAAAGGCAGCGCCUUAUGUUGACAAGGCCAUUUUGCUGGUCAACGUCGCUUGUGCGCUUGCUAUCGGAGGAUUCCUGACGCUGGGAAUUAUGCUGGCCUGCAAGCCUCUGAAGCCUUCACGGAUGCACCAUGGAGCCUUCGACCGCAUGUUUUGGGUUACCCAGGGCCUGUACCUCGUGGCCUUCAGCAUUCCUGCCCUUGUGGCCACGGUGCAGUGUGGCAUCCUACGGAAUGGCUUCGAAAGUUGGCCGACGUGGCUGAACAUUGAGCUUUGGCUCGGAGUCUUGAAGUUCCAAGUGGGCAGAGCCGUGUUCUUCAUCGGUGCAGGCUUCUAUGUAUUUCCACUGAUGGCAAACUUCGGACUGGCGGCCGAUGUGGAGCUCUGGACAGUCAUCUUGUCCUACUUCCUAGGCAUCCUUUCUUUGCUGUCGGGCAGCUUCCUGCUCAUUUUCGAAGGACUGCUGUCCGUGUACAUACGCCAGGCUCUGUACGACAGGGUACCGCAGACAGCUCCAUGA
This is a messenger RNA of Symbiodinium sp. CCMP2592, 816 nucleotides long. The record is from the annotation of a GenBank genome assembly. NCBI's taxonomy places the organism in Eukaryota, Dinophyceae, Suessiales, Symbiodiniaceae.